CCAACUCCUCACUUCAUAGUGCUGCGUACUAAAAACAUCGGACGCUAGGGGAUCAAGACGCAUGCCACAUUGCCUCUAUGUGGGCACUUUAACAGAUCUUUCGGGGGUUUUUUUCACAGUAAGGGGGCUGUGGAGGGAGGCCUUUUUUUUAAAUUUCCACUGUCUGAUGGCUGUUUGUACGGCUGAUUAUUGAGCUGAUUGUUGAUUAUUUUGGCCGCUGUUGUCCGACGCCCUGUGCGUUCUUUCCUCCCUUUUUGGAAUCGGCGACCUAUCGCGGGCUCACCAAUGUCCUAUCCUCAGGGUUACCUCUACCAGCCCCCAGGCUCUCUGGCUCUUUAUUCGUGUCCGGCUUACGGGGCAUCGGCUCUGGCUGCCCCGCGGAAUGAAGACUUGGCGAGGUCGUCCUCUGGCUCAGCCUUCAGCCCUUACCCUGGCUCGGCUGCUUUCUCCGCCUCGGCCGGCGCAGGCUUCUCCAGUCCGCUGUCAUACUCGGCGGAUCCAACUGCGGGAUUUCCAUCCUACAUGUCCUCUCCAUAUGACGCGCACACAACCGGCAUGGCUGGGGCAUUAAGUUACCACCCGUACGGUAGUCCGGGGUACCCCUACCAGCUCAACGACCCGGCUUACCGCAAGAAUGCCACCAGGGACGCCACGGCCACGCUGAAGGCCUGGCUGCAGGAGCACAGGAAGAACCCGUACCCGACCAAAGGGGAGAAGAUCAUGCUGGCCAUCAUCACCAAGAUGACCCUGACGCAGGUCUCCACAUGGUUCGCCAACGCCAGGAGGAGGCUCAAGAAGGAGAACAAGAUGACCUGGGCGCCCAGGAAUAAGAGCGAGGACGAGGACGAGGAGGACGGAGACGGGGAGAGGAAGGAGGUGGAGCGCUCCGAGAAAACCCUGGACAACAGCGAGGCUUCAGCGGAGGAUGAAGGUAUCAGCCUCCAUGUGGACACCCUGACGGACCACUCCUGCUCGGCGGAGUCUGACGGGGAGAAGGUGAGCUGCGUGGGCGAGCUGGGCUCCGACCAGGCCGGAGACAAAUGCGACGAGGACGGCGACGACCAGAACCGUGAGCAGCGGGCUCAGCUGUCACCCAAAGCCGUCACGUCGUCGCCUCUCACGGGAGUAGAAGCCCCGGUCCUCAGCCACCACCACCAUCACCACCACCACCACCAACACCUCCAUCACUUGCACCACCUGCACAGCCAGCGUGAGGAUUUGGCCCGGAGCCUCGUCAGCAGCAACAACCUGAGCACCAACAAAUCGCCCUCCUGCCUGGACAGCAGGCCUCAGAACCCUGCGGUCAAACCCAAACUGUGGUCUCUGGCGGAGAUUGCUACCUCGGACCAAAAGCAGCAACAUCAGCAACUGGGGCAACCGAAUUGCCCCUCCUCCAGCGGUGGACUCCUCACUCCCCCAACGCCAUCCACCACCUCUCCGGCUGCCAGCUCCCCCUCCCUGUACCCGGCCCCCUCCAUCCUUGGAAGACCUAUUUAUUACACGUCUCCCUUUUAUAGCAAUUACACAAACUAUGGCAACUUCAGCCCCCUGCAGGGUCAAGGGAUCCUGCGCUACACUAAUUCAUCCGGAGUGAGUCUGGCUGCAGCCGCCGCCGCCGCCGCUGCUGCUGCUGCUGCAAACGAGGGUCUGAGCUCGUCUCACCAGGCUGUGGAGGCCAGCACAAACCCCAAACACAGGCCAGACUCUCCGCUCGUUAAAAAUAACCCAAACCAGAUUGUUGUUGUCGAGCAGCAACAUUUCAGACCCGCGAAUUUAGAAUCAAAGAAAGGUACGUAAUGACGCGGUGCGUAUAAAAGUGUUAACAGUCAAACACGACGAUAGCUUCUGACAAACUUAUUUAAUCUAGCGUUGAAUCUUGGAAUUGUGUUUUAAUUUAAACACUGGAGGAGGGAAAUCGCUCCAUGGUGGAGGUGAAACGAGUCCACUUGUUUCCACUGCAAAUCAACUGGUUUUCUUUGUGUCACUUCCAUGUGGCUAAAUUAAGCCUCUGGUCCAGCGACCUUUGCAUAAGAAACAAGUGGCUUUAUCUGACACUGUUGGCAGAUUUUACCUUGUUUUAAGAGAAAUACGAUUUUAAGACUGAAUAUGAGACUAAAUGACUUAUUGAGGUGGACAUUUUUUACAGCACCGUCUGGGCAAAUGAACGCACACUAUGGCCUCUAAUUGGUUUUCACUGCAGUGGUUUUAGUAACUUUCUGGGUCGCGGGGGGAAAUCAGUUUAUAAGUGUCCAUUUUUUAAAAACUAUAUGCAUAUUUUUUGUGGUCUUUUUGGAUCUCGUGGGAUCACUAAGAAGCAGGCGACGGGAUUUUCAUUUGCAACAAGUUUGCCUUAGAGUGAAGCAGCGAGGAUGUAAGACGACGAGCCAACUGCAAAAUACACGAGAACAUGUACAGAUAGAAAUAAGAAUAUGAAGGGCAGGCCUCAAAAUCUGCCCACACACACACACACACACACACGCACACGCGUACACGCGCACCCACGCACCCACGCACACAGUGGCAGCCUGUGAAUCCAAUAAGCAGAGAAAUGUUGCCAUAGCUUUGAGCAGGAAUCCAAUUUUUACUGUUUCCUCUGUGUGUGUGUGUGUGUGUGUGUGUGUGUGUGUGUGUGUGCGCGUCUCUCAGACCUUAUCUUCUCCCAGCGUCGGAUAAUUCUAAUUACACAGGGUCAGCCAAAAGCAAACAAAUUAGUGAGUUUGCUCUGUGCAGCUCAUCGUGCAACUUCACAUCCUCAAACGUCACUUAUAGGUGGUUGGUGCGGUUACUUUCCUCUUGCGCACAUUUGAAGCUUUCCCUGCCUGCCGCCGGACAGCCUAAAGAUUUUUUCUUUUUUUUUUUUUUUUUUGUAGCAGCAGUGGGGAUUUUUAAUAAGCACCUGCAGCAGCACAGAGCUGUUGUUGUUGGUUAGAACCAGCCUGACAACCUUUGUGUUUCUGGGGCUGUGGAUGGAACUGACCAUUUGAUCGUGUGGGAUUGUUCUUUUUUUUUAUUUCCAUGCUCUGCAGGUAGGUGUCACAAUUGCUUUGAUUAUAAAACGAGAAAGGACACCACCUUUUUAGCCCCCCCCCCCACAACCUCUCACUCCAAAGUGGAUCUAGUGCCACCAUGAUGCAGAAUGAACGCUGCUACUGUCCUCAGACUGUCUCAUCAUUACUGUAUUGUUUCGGCUGGGUUUUUUUUUUCUUUUCUCUGGUGGGUCAUCAUCUCCAUGUGCUGGUUUGAAACCGAUCUCCCAUUAUAUGUGAUUUUACAUGUUAUUUCUCAGGUUCCUCUAGUUUUGCUUUUUUGCCACGGUAUAUUAUUUCAGUAUAUAUUUGCGUGUGGAAAACAAACAAACAAAAAAAUUGGCCUGGAAACCAUUUGUCUUGGGACGCAAAGUGGACCGAACUGAGCUGAAGAGAACUUGAGGACUUCAAAGUGGAAUAGCCUACAUUUGAUAUUUAUUUUUUUAAAUGAUGGCGAAACGAUGCCUAUAAUUUAUGCAAGUUGUAUUGCAACAAAUGGGAAAUUGACAUCGUCUGUUUGUUUUGUAAAUAUAUAUACAUAUAUAAAUAUAUAUAUUAUGGACGGUUUUUAUUUGAGACGCAUUUGGGGAAAAGCUACACAAUCUUGUUAUCAGGAUACUUUUACUAAUUUAUAUCUUUGAAUGUAAAUAAAAUAAAACGCGCUGGUAGAGAUGCUGGCGGGGGUAUUAUAUCCAUUAUUCAAAUGAGAAAAUAUUAAACUGUUUUCCCAACUAUUACAUAAAUCUUGGGGAGUCAUUCUUUUAUUCAGAACAGACUUGUAUUUAACACUCAGGCGGGAUUAUUUUUUUUAUGUUUUGUAUUUAUUUUUUUAAAUUCUCUCUGCUCGUGCUUUUAUUUUGUCAGUCAAACGCAGAUGGGAAAUGCUUGAUGAAUCUCACGUUGCAUAAACAUUAUGAGUUUUCACAGAUUGCACGAUCCAUUCUUUCUAAAUGGACAAUCACUUUCUUUUAGGGCCUCAUUCUGCUCAGGGAAUCUCUCUUCGGUCACAUAUUCACGACCUUGAUAGGGAUAAACGACAUACUUAUUUCAUUUUUCUCCCCCCUUUCCCCCACAUCUCUCCCCUCCGUCGCACAUUUAUUUUUCAAUGUGAUUAAUACAGCCGUGGGACGCAUUGGGCAUUAUGGGCUCCCAGCGGGGCCGUCCCUGGAGCUUUUUUCUUCCCCUGCCUGGUUCAGGAUGGGUCAGCACUGCCUGCUUCAUUACGGCACGGCAUUGAGCAAUCCAUAAAAGUCUAUCUAAGCAUCUGCCAGCUCCAAUGGGCUGUGUGAUGGGCCCUAAUCGGACAGGCUUUCCUCUGCUUUUCAUCAUGGCUUGGUUAUUAUAGGACACAGCUAAUUAAACAAUUUAGAGGGGUGAAAGGGGGGGGAAAAAGCAAAAAUCUAAAAUUAUUAUUUUUAUUAUACAUUUUAAUCAUGAUUUUUACUUUAGGUUUUCAUUUUAUUCUGUCAUUUUAUUCCAUUUUCUGAUUUUAUACAUGGAUUCCAACAUUGUGUCCCUCCCAGCUGUGGCCCAGAGUGUGAAAUACUCCAGAUCAACUACAGAAUAAUAUUCCCCCUCCUCCUAGAAGAGGCCUCCAUCAUCGCUCCCAGCCAGACUAAAAGCUAAUCCUUCAAUUUCCAGUUGAAUUUGAGCUCGAGUGUUGUCCAAAUGUCAUGGGACCCCCACCCCACCCCAACCCAAGGACGUAAUGUUUAGCUGCCACCAGGGAGGCAGUGGAGGGUAAACCCACCUAAACUCAGCUAACCCACCCCUUUUUUUGGCUGACUUAAGUCUUUUUGACAUAAAUUCCUGGCGUACUUUGCAGUGAAUAGUGUCACACUGCCAAGGAGGGUGUCAAAGCAUCUUUUGGUUUAAAGAAAAAAACAUUUUGUGAUGAGUUCCUUUGAAAGUGAUUUCUGUUUAAAUUCAGCAUUGCUCGCCUUUAGAUCAUCAUGCCUUGGAUUGAUAUAGCCAUUUUUUUUCUCUCUCUCUUUUUUUUUUUUACCUCCCUUAUUAUCAUUUCCCUACACCUCACUGGCAGCCACCUAUAUGGAAGUCAUGGACGUUAUAGCCCCUGGCCAGCUUCUUCUUCCUCAGUCCAAACGCUUUCAUUAGGAGCUGAUUUAUUGAAAUGCAUGCUUUAUUCUCAGGUGGGCUCCCCCAGGGACUCGGCAGUGUUGUCAAAUAGCACCAGAGGCAGUCUCCACAGCACACUGGGGCCCUGCUGCCUCUCACUCGCUCUCUCUUUCCCUCACCUGCUGCUGCUCCCUUCAAAUGUCAACAUUUGUUCUCAAUAAAGAGAGUUAUUGUUUCCGUUAAAAGAAGAAAAAAAAAAUUGCUCGGCAACCGGUCACCUUUGAACACAUGAAAAGAAACUUCCACCCCACCUCUUUGUUUGAUUGAGAGCAACGGCAGGUGAAAAUGGGAACAAGGCGGCCAUUGCACAUGAUAAAAAUCAAGCUGUGAAGCCCGUUAUGAAACCAUUGAGAAUUUAUGCCACAAUUAGUCACAAUUGUGCAGAGGAAUUUCCAUCCCUUUUGAAGAACCUGCUCUUUGGCUCACAUUCAUUAAACCAUUAGUAGAAGAAACCAGGGUGCCCUUGACACAGGCCAGAUAUUGAUCCUCAACGGCAAAACACACAAUUUACUGUACUGCCAAAACAACUAAGCCCAUGUUUCAGUGUGAGGGAACAAUUUAAACUUAUCAAGAUAUUAUUUAAUUCCACACAGUGCAUAUCAAAUACAGACAUAAUCCUAUCAUACCAACGAGGGUGUGUUCACACUAAGGACUAGUUGUCAUUGAAAACUAAAUUGAUGGUAUCGCAGGGCUCAUAGGCUUCAUGUGAACGCAGUCUGGAGAGCAAGUGGACUCAUUCCCCUUAUCGCUGAUCAAAUAAGCAGCUCGUAUAUGCAGAUAAUUCAUGAGCUCUUUGUAUCCUUUAUCCUCCCAUCAACCCUUUCUCCUCCAAAAUGCUUCAGACAUUAAUCUCUGAUGCACACCUGCUCAAGCUAAAGUUUUAUUGCAGCCAUAGAGGGUUUAUUAGGUUUCACAAACAGCAAGAGUUGGUUUGAUGGGAUUUUAAGUAAGACUAGUAGGGAUUUGAUGAAGUAGCUACAGACGCUAAAAAAAAAUGUCACUAAACUUGCAUUUCAUUUGACAGUUUGUGUGAGUUCCACUUCCACUUCAUUUUUUCUUUAAUCUAGGCAGUUAUACAGCUACGUUUCUCAUCAGUAAUACAAAUCAAUUCAAAGAUGUAAACUUAGAAUUGAUAGACUUCAGCAACAGUUUCAGUUAUUUUCCUGCAGCCUGUAUUACAUAAAGUGAGAAAACCGACAUAAAAAAGGAUCAUUACCCUGUGAUUGAACCUUCCGUUAAUUCUACCCUUUCUGAUGCUCUCAUACCUUUUCAUGGCAAACCCACCCAUUAAGACCCGACCAUAAAUACUACUGAUGUUCAGACUUAGCCAUAAGUAGUACUAAUAUUCAGGGGAGACGCAGAGACCAAAGAGAGUGGCGUACAAAUCAGGUACAGUUGUGUUUAAUAACACACAUCAAAGUGGACGAGGGGCUUUAAAAAUGAGUCCGGGGUCCUGUCCUCUCGUAAAGGUGUCAGGUGAAAUGUUCACUACUCUGGAUGAUCAAGGGGAGUGAGGGUGUGCAGGAGUGACACACACACACACACACACACACACACACACACAUAAAACACAUGUACAACUCCCUACACUACCGCACACACACACACACACACACACCUUCUCUCAGACUGAGAGACGCUAAUGCUUGUCCACACGACAGUCUAAACAAGAUCAUUAGGAGCCCUGACUUCCACUCCUAAUUGACAGUUAUGUUUAAUGCCUGUGGUGAAUAAACACUUUGGGCUAGUGGACUGCACCUUUGGGCUGUCAGGCAAAAAAAACAAAACUGGCAGACGGCUGUGAAAACUCCCAUAAAGGUGAAUCUAAAAGCUGAGGUGUACGAUGCAAACAAACCAAUUUAUGGAACUAACAAAUACUUGAAAGACAUGAAAUAAAUAUCUCCUGUCGUGAAAUUCUAUUGACAGCUCUUACACUCUCUAUUUGACAAGAUUAGAAUACAGCAGCUUCAAACUCAGACAAUGUGCACUUUACACGUCCGUGCAAAGACACGUGCACGUGCAUAGUGUUGGGACCACGUUAAAAGUAAGAUACCGAGUGAGUGACAGAGCGGUGACAUGGGCCAUAAGUUAAGAACGGCAGAAGGAUGCUGCUGUUACAUAAGCGUUACCGCUGCCCCUCUUUCUCUCAGUCACAUUGGAUCACAUAAAUAUGCUCCGCAGUCAUAUGUUGCACAUGACACACACAGACAUGCAAAUCUGGAAGGAGUCACUGAAGGAAUGAACACGACUUUCACAGAUAGGUUCAAGUAGAAAACUGAGCAUCUAUGCAUAGAUAUUGAUUAAAAAAAAAAAAGUCAAGAUUGUGUCCAUUGCAGCUCAUCAAGAUCAUUAGAGUUGUGUUUAGGUGCACAUUUCUGCCAAGGAUCAUGAGAUUUGAGUGACAUCCUGCAGCAGUAAAUAGACUAGAUUUAGAACAGAUUUUUCGCUAUAUAUAAUGUAUAUUCAGUGCAUGAAGAGAAUUGAACAGAAGAAAGAAUCUUUACAUAACCCAUCUUUGCAGCACUUUUGCAUAUGAUAUGUAAAUGCCUUUCUCUGAUGGGAUUUAAUUACAACAUAUUGUUAAAUUUCACUGGGGCCUUGUUAGGAGUGUUUGUUUGAAUGUGUGUGAAGGUGUUUCCAUGUGUUCUGUGUCUCCAUAGCUUGCGACUGCUUCUUUACAAACUGUGAUAUGCAUUUAUAUUUAACACUCCGUUAAACCUUCAUCCUGAAUUGCAAACUGUCAGCUUUUAAGACCAGCGAGUCCAACAAGUGGAUGAGGCAAACAUGAGAAAACGUGCUUUUUUUUCUUCUUUUUCUCCUCCUGUCUGUCUGGAGUGUUUUAUAAAUGAGCUCAACAUGUCUGCACUGAACCUUUUUCUUCCCAUCACGUAUUCUGCGAGACAUAUCAGGGAAGCGAUUCAUGUUAAAUAGUAUCUGUCAGACUUGUCGGCUAAUUAAAUGAAGCUUUGCUUUAAGCAUA
Amphiprion ocellaris (clown anemonefish) is the source of this 8142-nucleotide messenger RNA. RefSeq names its product iroquois homeobox 2a (gene irx2a). Gene Ontology annotation, cellular component: nucleus. Gene Ontology annotation, biological process: neuron differentiation; regulation of transcription by RNA polymerase II; cell development. The record is from RefSeq and is a predicted model, not a curated record. Gene Ontology annotation, molecular function: DNA-binding transcription factor activity, RNA polymerase II-specific; RNA polymerase II cis-regulatory region sequence-specific DNA binding. The transcript is spliced from 3 exons. Bases 286 to 1797 code for a protein of 503 amino acids. Lineage: Eukaryota; Metazoa; Chordata; Actinopteri; Pomacentridae.